AUGGCAGGGGCGGAUGAGGUCAUCCAAGCCCGUGGUGGGGACGUGGCUAAGCACGCAUUGCCGUGCGCUCAGCUGACCCAGUUCCACAAGGGAGAGGGGCGGCUUGGAUCACACGACGCCCGUUGGGCAGCCUCUACGUUGCCAGUCACCUCUUCCGAGGUGGAACGCUACUGGUCCGCCCUUGCUCGUGUGCAGAGGCGGGACUGGAACCGCCUAGCCGCCACAAAGAUGACUGACGUCACCUUUGUGGCCUUCACAAGGCGUGCACGUGAGGCUUUCGAUCGCAGGCAGGUUGUGCGUGAGAAGCUCUAUCGUGACCUGAGCAACGGCACCCUCAAGGACGGCUGCCUCGUUCCCCCGGUCGCACCAAAAGAAGAGGAAGAGGGGGCUGAAGUAGUGGAGGGAGAGGAGGAAGAAUGUACCACCAAUAACUGGGUGGAGUUCAGGAGCAUUGGGAAGAAGAGCAGGAAGAGGAAGGCGGGAGAGUCCUCCAAGAGGAAGAGGAAGGGAAAGGGGAAGGGGAAGGGGAAGGGGAAGGGGAAGGGGAAGGGCAAAGUUUCAUGCAAGGGUGUGAGGAAGGGAAAAGCUGCAGAGUGGGGGGAGGAGGAGGAGGAGGAGGAGGAGGAGGAGGAGGAGGAGGAGGAGGAGGAGGAGGAGGAGGAGGAGGAGGAGGAGGAGGCUCCGGCGGCGGACAGCAGUGGGCGUGAGGAGGCGGCGCCCGCCAAGAACCCAAGGGGCAUCGAUCCGUGGGAUAUCAGCGAUGGUGAUAGUGGGGAGGAGGAAGAGGAUGAGGAGGAUGACGAGGAGGAGGAAGAAGAGGAUCAGUAA
This is a messenger RNA of Closterium sp. NIES-65, 828 nucleotides long. Lineage: Eukaryota; Viridiplantae; Streptophyta; Zygnematophyceae; Desmidiales; Closteriaceae. The record is from the annotation of a GenBank genome assembly.